This is a messenger RNA of Triticum aestivum (bread wheat), 6577 nucleotides long. Its product is annotated as adoMet-dependent rRNA methyltransferase SPB1-like. Bases 5378 to 6199 code for a protein of 273 amino acids. The record is from RefSeq and is a predicted model, not a curated record. Gene Ontology annotation, molecular function: rRNA (guanine) methyltransferase activity; rRNA (uridine-2'-O-ribose)-methyltransferase activity. Gene Ontology annotation, biological process: maturation of LSU-rRNA from tricistronic rRNA transcript (SSU-rRNA, 5.8S rRNA, LSU-rRNA); maturation of 5.8S rRNA from tricistronic rRNA transcript (SSU-rRNA, 5.8S rRNA, LSU-rRNA); rRNA methylation. Gene Ontology annotation, cellular component: preribosome, large subunit precursor; nucleolus. The transcript is spliced from 2 exons. NCBI's taxonomy places the organism in Eukaryota, Viridiplantae, Streptophyta, Magnoliopsida, Poales, Poaceae.
GAACGGGUUACCAGUGAGUCGUCCAGUCCGGCCGGGUUAUACUUCCGGCCGGGUUACGCCGCGGGGUAUAUCCCCGACACCAGCCCCCUUCAUCCAAACCAACGGAGUCUUGCCGUCGCGUGAAGAGACUUAAUACAAGAGAGAAGCGUUUCCUUCUCUUUGCAAGAAUCAGCAUCCCGGUUCCGACUCCAACCCCUAAGAAAACGCCGAAGGUUGGAAGAGAGAAAAUGCCAAUCAUCCACUGGGCCGAAGGAACGGUGUGAACUAAGAAUCUUGCCCGACACCAAGUGAAAAAAGCCCUCAGUAAGAAGCCACGAAGCGUCAAACCUAAAAGAGCGGGGACAGGAGGAAGGAACCAUGACAGAAUCAAGAAGGGAUGUGUGAUCACUACCAAUAGAGGAUUCCGCAACAAGAGAAGAACGGGGAAACAACCUAUCCCAAUCAGGAGAAACAAGAACUCUAUCCAGGACCGAAUGGACAUGGUCGAGUUGAUGACUAGACCACGUGUACCUCGCCCCAGACCUAUGGAGCUCGCGAAGCGCAAAGUUAAUGAUGAAAUCAUUGAAACCCUCAGCCCUAGAUCAAGAAACAUUAUCAUUAUUUUUGUCCCAGGGGAACCUAACAAGGUUUAAAUCACCACCAAUCAGAAAGGGAACAGAAAUAGAUUCAACUUUAGCAGUUAGCUCCAGAAGAAAAGCGUUCGAUAAAGAAUGAUCGGCCGGCCCAUAAACCCGAAUGAACUCCCAGCUCUUAUCAAGAAUACGAUGGUGAAGCACUAGGCUAGCAAAGUAGGAACCAGAAUCAAAGGAAACCAAAUCAAAAACAUCCUGUCGCGCCCUUAAUAGGAUACCGCCCGAAUGGCCAGAGGCUGGGAUCCACUUCCAGAAAAAAAUCCCAUCGGCAGCCAAGGAAGCCAGAUUGACAUAAGAAAAGGAUGCUUUGAUAGUUUCUUGCAACCAAAUAAGAUCAAUAUCAUUAGAAUUUGGCGAGACCGAUGGAUUCCACGGGAUGGGGGAGGACGACCGGUGACACCACAAGGCCGAAGCCGUCUCCGCCGGGUGUCUGAGUUGUUGGAUAAUCAUGGUGGUUGGCAUAUGGACAUUAUUCAUGACACGUUCCUUCUGGUGGAUGCAUAAGAGAUUGCCAAAAUUCGAACUUCACCUCGUAUGGGUGAGGAUCUUCUUGCGUGGGGACCGGAGCGGAAUGGUUGCUUCACGGUACGGAGUGCUUACCGACUUGCUCUGGAGGAUCAUCUUUGGUCCUCUUCAGUCGCGGCGAGCAAGGCACCGGAUGGGCAACGAGCCGUCUGGGCUUCUAUAUGAAGGUGCCCUGCUCCUCCUAAGGUUCGCACCUUCACUUGGCGUUUGAUCACAGAUUGUCUACCUACGUGGGUUAAUAAAAAAACGACGCGGUUUGGAAGUCUUUGAUGACCGCCCCCUUUGCGCGAUGGAGUCAGAGGACACGUUUCAUGCAUUUCGUAGAUGUCCUAGAGCGGUGACACUUUGGCAAGCGAUGGCAGAACAGUGGCGGAUCCCCCUGUCGGCGUCGUUUUAGUGGACGGGCUCUGAGUGGCUUGCCCAAACGCUUUGCGACCUGCGGGACACGGAGAGAUUGGAGCUCAUGAUGACACUAUGGCGUUGCUGACAUGUUCGCAACGAGAUAACACACCAUAAGCAUCCGCCCCCAGUUGAAGCAUCCAAGAGGUAUCUUCUAAGAUAUGUGGACUCACUAAUUGGUGUGUAGAACAACCCGGGUGCUGAUCCAAUUAAAGGAAAGCAAGUUGUGGAUGUGGUGACUCCCAAAAAGACAUUACCGCAUGCUCAUGCCAUCAAUGGUGCCCCACCCAGGUGGUCUCCUCCGGCUUAAGGAUGGGCAAAAUUGAACGCUGACGGAUCGUUCUGCGCCACAUCGAGAACUGCGGGGGCGGGCAUGAUUCUGCGUGGCUCCACCGGCGACAUCAUUUUCUUAUCCUGUAGAGAGUUGCGUACAUGUACAGAACCAUUGGAGGCUGGGCUCUCAGCUUGCAUGGAGGGCAACAACCUCGCCCUGCAUUGGACGGAGAUGCCGAUAGAAGUAGAGACGGACUGCCUUUUCGCUCUUAACAUGAUUAAUGGCCCGGACAGGGAACGGUCUCGCUAUACCAUGUUGGUUGAUCAAAUUCAAAGGCUUUUGAGGGAAGAGAGGAUGUUCAAGCUAUCUCAUGUUCAUAGGGAACAGAAUGGUGCAAGCCAUUAUCUGGCCUCCUUUGAACGGACAGAAGGUCGCACUGUGGUGUGGUUGGGUUCGGGACCAGGAGACGUCCCUGAUAUUUGUAAGAAUGACUUAUGUCCUGAUUGAUGAAAUAAAAUCUUCCUUUCAUCCGCAAAAAAAGAAAAGAACGGAUGUACUCCUUAAGCAAAUUCCGGCGCCCCCUAACCCCAAAACCACGCAUAUUCCAGAAAAAAGAAUCUCUCUUUCUCUCUGAGUGAAUUCCAUAAUUCUGAUGUGUUACUUUGGUUCGUGUUCAUGCUCUAGGCUGAUGCGCUACUCUGAUUCACGUCCUCCUUUCUGAGGUAUGGUUGUACAAAGAAUUGAAGAUCAGCACUGAGUAGAGGGAUGUCGUCUGCUACUAGGGAACUCUUCUGAUUUGAACAAAAUUAACUAACGCCAAGUGAAAGAAGAAUUUGACAUGACACUAGGCAAAGAAAUAGCCCCGCUAAAAUAAUUAUGCUCUCAUCCGAAGAAGACGACGACAAGAAAAUGCAGAUCAAAAGCAACUCAACCAAGAUACUUGCGAACUGCAGACCAAGUCCACCAAGUUCUUCUUCUUAUCUAGGUCUAUGAAGUGCACCCUCUUAGUGUUGACUGUACUGUACCAUUUCAUUCAUCUCCGACUGUAUGCCAUUGAAUUCUAUCCGACCCAGCAAUUUACAUCAUCCACUAUACUGUUUUCAUGCUACUUAAAAAAAUGCUAGGAAUAACCAAAAGCAAAUCAUGGACGCCAAUGAAUGAAGCUAGCCAACAUCGAACUAAUAGACGGGCGUGGCUCGUCACCGCACCUCCGCCUGCUAGUAAUGUUAUUUUCCUGCCAGCCUUGCUGUUACACUUGGUGGGUUGCAUGCGUCAGAUAAGGGGAAAAAAGAGCAAGUAUCAUGUUGAAUGAACCCAGCUUUUGCUAAUUCUUAGUUGGGUGUGAUUUUCUACUAAUUUUCGGUUCACUCGGGAUUGUGAAAACUGGUGGCGGAGAGUUAGAAAAAAUUAGUGUCUCUUUGCUAAUUCACACAAGGAAACGAUGACUAAAAGUCUGGUAGGACCUGAGUUGAAAGCAAGCCACUUAUAUGUCCUGUUCUAUAAUGCAAUAAAUUCACAUACAACGGUUCAAUUUCUAGGAAACUAAAGGAAGAAUUCGAACCUUACAAAGCUAUUAUCCCCGUCUCAAAAUAUAAGACGUUUUUGUAGCCUCGCGAAUCGGUCCUUUUUGCAGUAGGUCGGUAGAGAAUGCCCUUUUCAGGUCGGUAGCGAAUGCCCUUUUGUUAUAUACUAUCAUAUUAAAAGCAUAACAGCCUUGUGAACCUUUCUCACACAAAUUAAAAUUUGAACUUACACCCAAACAAAACCUGAUCUUAUACCUUAUACCGUUACAUAGUAAAUUAUUAAACCACUGAUUUGGAGUACAUAUGUUGGCAAUCACCGAUCUAACUCAUCAUAUAUUGUUACAAAGAUAUUAAACCACUAGCUCGGGAGAAAAUAUCCACGUUGACCCAUGGUAGUCAAUCUCCUUCCAGCUGGGGCUCAGACUUUGGGAUUUCAUAUCGUAUUUCUCGCCCGUGUCAAUAAAAUGAAGAGCAUCUUGGUCCACGUCUUCACGAGUAGAAAUGGACUUGCAGAAGAAUCUGCUGAUGAAAAGCGCUUGACUGCCCAGCCCACCUGAAAUCGGCACCCAGUGCGCGUCUCCAUUGACAUCCGCCUCAUAAACCUCCACCUUGCGGGUGAAGUUGAUACUAUAAGAAGGCCAAUGCAAUUGUCGCUUCACCAUUAGCAGUUUCCCACAUGACUUAACCAAGUGCCGAUUGAGGGUGAUGAAAUCCUUAGGUUCAUAUGGCACCUCAUCAUCUAUCCAACAUGUUGCGCCUUCAAGAAUCACGUCGUCGUCGGUUUUCUUCUCAAGUUCAUCUAAGGCGUGCUCCUCGGAAUCUUCCUUGCUCGGUACCUCGAUAUGGCCUUCAUCAAUAUUCGUGACCUUGUCCUUAGUGCCCACAUCAUUGAUUCCGGACUCAGAAUUAUCAUCAUCAUCACUCCACACGCCAAAAUGAUAAUAACCUGGUGGGUGUCUAAUGAGGCGUUCGAUGCUAGUAACGGUGGGUAUACCAUCGCUAUCAAAAUCUAUACUGAGGGAGACAAGGUCCUCUGCCUCCGUGAUUCCAUAUAAUUUAUCUCCAAGAAAAGCAAUGUCAACGAUGUAGAUGAAGGGACCAGUUUGUGGCUCAGGCAACCACACACCCUUCCCCGUCCGGAUUAAGAUGAGAGGGCGAUUGCGGCUAUUCGUCAUGACAGCGAUGAUGUCAGAAGGCGUUGACCGUAGGAGCACUUUACGAACCAUGAAAAGCUCGGAAACAUCGCCGAUGACAGCAUCCAGCUCGGGGAGCGGCACGGUGAUGCCAGUAAACGGAUUGUGCAAGGAGUAGCUAUGCAUCUUCUUGGCGUCGGUGAAGUCAAUGGUGAGCCAAUCGUCGGUGGAGCCAAUGCACGUUGUGUUGCUGGGCAAGGUGGGGAGCCGGGGCGGCGAGGUGCAAACAUCGUCCGAAGGUGUGUAGAACGAGCCGUCUGACAUGACAAUCCAGGGUAGCUGCCGUGAAGCCGAAAGGUGCCGGCGCAUAGCCAGAUGCCACGAACGGCACACCGCACGGAAGCGGGCUCGAUCAGCGGCAGAGACCCAAUGACGGUCACGUCGCACCUUCUCGAAGUCAGCGGAGAAACCAAGGACCCAUCGGACUAGCGACCACGCCGAGGGGAAGAAGCCUCUCCGUGGAGGAGAGGACACGAGGCGGUCGAUGAUGAGGUCUAGUACGUCAUGCGGGAGUUCAGACCACGGCGCCGGAGUCGACGUCGCCAUAGACAGAAGCGGCUGUGGAUCGGGUGGGUUUGUAUCAACUGUGUAGCCAGGGCACCGCCACUACCCCUACGUACUAUAUGAGGAUAUAGGUUGGUUCCGAAUUUGACGGGAGUCCCGCACCCAAACGGACGCCAACACGAACGAACAUUCCUGAGUUUGAGUCGAACUCCAAUUAGCGUGCUGGCUGGCGCGACCCGUGUCGGAAGCCCGGAACCGAGUACUGUUGCACGGACCCGCAAGCCCAAUCAAACACGAUCCGCCGUCUCGGCGGCGGCGGCGGCGGCGAUGGGCAAGGCGAAGGGAAAGCAGCUGCAGGACGAGUACUACCACCUCGCCAAGGACAUCACCACCACCAGGUGCCGCUCCGCCACGCGGAGGCUCAUCGACACCUUCGACGUCGUCCUCCACGACGGCUCGCCCAACGUCGGCAGCGCAUGGGCGCAGGAGGCCACCGCGCAGUCCGCACUCGUCAUCGACGCCGUUCGCCUGGCCACCAUGUUCCUCGCCCCCAAUGGCACCUUCGUCACCAUUCACCAAGAUGAGGUCAAAUACCUUUGCGAGGAUUUGCAGGUGCUGGAUAAAAAUAGUUUCAAGCAUAUCUUGGAGUGGCGCACACGCGUAAGGAAAGCCCUGCCGUCAUCUUCGCAAGUUACACCACAGGAUGAUGGUGCCGCGACGGACACCAAGGUCAAAGAUGAUGUUCAGCUUUUACAGGAAAUGGAAGAAAUGGAUUCUGAUGAAGAACACCAACUGGAGGAGAUGCUUGAUGAAGCUUAUGAGCGUUAUGUGACCAAAAUGGGUGAAGAAGUAAAACAAGAACACAAACGUGCCAAGCGAAUCGAUCCUGAUGCUAAUGCAGGUUUGUUAGAGAGAGGUGAAGAUGAUGGUGGCAACGUUGGCAUCGAUCAAGGUUCUGACAAAGAUCAAGGCCAAGAGACCAACCCCCUUUUAUUAUGUCUAGAUACAGAGAAGCCAGCGGAAGAGCAAGAUGUUAAAGCAGUGGUUCAGUCAGGAUAUGUUCACAGAAGAAGGAAGAAGGGGAAAGGUGGCAAAGGAGGCGCCAAAGGGGGGAAAGGGAUGAAGGGUUCCGCCGGCCAGAAGAAAUGAGGCAUGCAAGGGAAAGCUGAGAAGAAGUUCAGCAGCAGAGUUUAGUUUAGCAAGGCAUCGAGUCAAGUUAGUUUAGCAAGGCAUGAAUGAGUAACUAGACAUUGUUGUGAGAUCCGAGCAUUUAUGUGCUUUCUCGUACUUCUCUGCGAUGUUGAAAUCAGAUAACAAGUCCGAUGUAGUCUAUUAAACCAUGUGGACAAUCAAGGCAUUUGUCUGAGAAAAUAUUUGCUCCAUCAGGUCCUUUCCUCAUUUUUUCCACUGCUUUUCGUAUAAUUCUGUCACUGGCAUAAUGAGGAAGACAAUUGGUGUCCGGUCUAUUUGAUGACAAAUUGCUCCUACUCAUUCUGAAUGUCAAAUCAGGAGCAUAUAUGCUUUUGU